This is a messenger RNA of Raphanus sativus (radish), 1047 nucleotides long. RefSeq lists its product as uncharacterized. The record is from RefSeq and is a predicted model, not a curated record. Gene Ontology annotation, molecular function: ubiquitin-like protein binding; ubiquitin conjugating enzyme binding; cullin family protein binding. The transcript is spliced from 8 exons. Bases 120 to 902 code for a protein of 260 amino acids. Lineage: Eukaryota; Viridiplantae; Streptophyta; Magnoliopsida; Brassicales; Brassicaceae. Gene Ontology annotation, cellular component: ubiquitin ligase complex. Gene Ontology annotation, biological process: protein neddylation; positive regulation of ubiquitin-protein transferase activity.
UAAAAGCCAAGACGAGAAAUUGACCUAAGCUUUUCUCUCUCUCUCUUUUUGCUUUGCUUCCGUAAUUCCUUGAGUUAGAAGCUUCCCUGUUGUGGGUGUGCACUUCGGUUGCGGUUUAGAUGCCUCCUAAGGGCUCCAAGAAACGGAGUAAACCUGAUUCAGUUACCUCUUCGGCCACUGAUCCCGUUUCUUCAGCCUCUAGUAAGAAAACGUCGUCCAAAGAGAUGGAUGGAACAGAUCAAUUGUUUGCUAUGUAUGCUAAUACAUCUUCUGGUGUCAUUGAUCCAGAAGGAAUUGAGAAACUUUGCGCCAGUUUGAAAGUUCCUCAUACCGAUAUCAGGAUCUUGAUGCUAGCUUGGAGAAUGAAGGCUGAAAGACAAGGUUACUUCACCAAGGCUGAAUGGAGAAUAGGACUCAAGGCGCUAAAAGUUGACACGAUCACAAAAUUGAAGAAAGCCCUUCCAGAGCUCGAGAAAGAGGUCAGAAAGCCAUUGAAUUUUGUAGAUUUCUAUGCUUAUGCCUUCAAGUAUUGUUUGACAGAGGAAAAACAGAAGUUCUUAGACAUUGAGACUAUAUGCCAACUCCUAGAUAUGGUCUUAGGAUCAACAUUCCGUGCCCAGGUUGACUACUUUGUCGACUAUCUAAAGGUUUGGGCUCCACCUUUUUGUCUUCAAACAUCUUCUUUAUCUUUCCUCCAAAGUGUUUAUCAGAUGCAAAACGUAUGUUCUCAUUAUGAACAGAUCCAGAAAGAUUACAAAUCCAUCCACAUGGACCAAUGGAUGGGAUUCUAUCGAUUCUGCAAUGAGAUAAGUUUCCCAGACAUGACCAACUACAAUCUAGAACUUGCUUGGCCAUCAAUUCUUGACGACUUUUUUGAGUGGUUGCGCGAAAAGCAAGCUUGAAAGUCACACAAUCACAUUCAAAUGCUUCUGCUCUUGUCUUAUGCUUUGGUUUUGUUGACUCAUGUUGCUUUUUCAUCAUUAAGUUUUUUGUUUGCAAAUUGUAUUUUAUUAUUUUUUAAAUUUCUUGGAUAGAUACUGCAGAAAG